GGUGUAACGUUUUGGCUCCCAGAGUCACACAGUUCUCAUCUUCCUCUCUCUCUAGGGUUUUGCUACCAUGCAAUCACUACCAUCACAAGCCAUGCGCCCUUUCACUCACACACAGUCUCUUCUUCCUUCUCUUUCGUCUCUCUCCUCCUCUCACUCUCGCUACUUCCGUUCCAUCCCCAUUCUCCACAAAUUCAAUUCCCACUCCAAAUUUCUCAAUAAUUCCCCCAAGGCACCUUUAUUGACUGUCCGAAACUGCUCUUCCAUCUCCGCUAAGCCAUCUUCGGAGCUCCGCAAGAAACGCACCAGUUCUGAGGCCGACGAGAAACUUCGAGCCCUCCGUCAGCUCUUCUCUAAGCCUGGGAUCGGCAUCGAUGCCUAUAUCGUCCCAUCUCAGGACGCUCACCAGAGUGAGUUUAUUGCUGAAUGUUAUAUGAGGAGGGCCUACCUAUCUGGUUUUACGGGUAGUGCUGGAACUGCUGUUGUAACAAAGGAUAAAGCAGCUUUAUGGACAGACGGACGCUAUUUUCUUCAGGCUGAGAAGCAAUUAAGUUCUAGUUGGAUUCUAAUGCGAGCUGGUAAUCUUGGAGUGCCUACCACUAGUGAAUGGCUUAAUGAUGUAUUGGCUCCCGGUGGGAGAAUUGGCAUUGACCCUUUCCUUUUUUCUUGGGAUGCUGCAGAGGAACUGAGGCAGGCCAUUGCUAAAAAGAAUCAUGAAUUGGUUUUCCUAUAUGAUAGAAACCUAGUGGAUGAAAUAUGGAAAGAAUCUAGACCGAAGCCUCCGAACAAACCAAUUCGUGUGCAUGACUUAAAAUAUGCUGGAUUAGACGUGGCAUCAAAAUUGUCAUCUUUGAGGUCGGAACUUGCUGAUGCUGGAUCAUCUGCAAUUGUUAUAUCCAUGCUUGAUGAAAUUGCCUGGUUGUUAAACUUGAGAGGAAGUGACGUCCCACAUUCUCCUGUUAUGUAUGCAUACUUGAUGGUGGAGAUCAAUAAGGCAAAAUUAUUUGUAGAUAAUUCUAAAGUCACCACAGAUGUGAUGAAGCACCUGACGAGUGCUGGGAUUGAGUUGAGGCCAUAUGAGUCCAUUCUCUCUGAAGUAGAAAGUUUGGCUGCACAUGGAGCUACACUUUGGUUGGAUAGAUCUUCUGUCAAUGCUGCUAUUAUUGACACCUACAAUUCAGCCUGUGAAAGAUGUUAUGAGCACCUGGAGAAGUUAGGUAAGACUCAGAUGAAUGAUGGCCUCAAUGGUUGGUCGGCUGCUCCUGCUGGAAUUUAUAAAGUGUCUCCUGUCUCUUUUGCAAAAGCAAUUAAAAAUGAUGCUGAGUUAGAAGGAAUGAGAAACUGUCAUUUAAGGGAUGCAGCUGCUCUAGCUCAAUUUUGGGCCUGGUUGGAAGAUGAAAUUCACAAGGAUGUGAAAUUAACAGAGGUGGAGGUUGCAGACAAGCUUCUUGAAUUUCGUUCAAAGCAGAGUGGCUUUAUGGAUACAAGCUUUGACACUAUAAGUGGUUCUGGUGCAAAUGGUGCAAUUAUACACUACAAACCUGAGCCAGAUAGCUGUAGCAUCGUGGAUGCAAAUAAACUCUUCCUACUAGAUAGUGGUGCUCAGUAUGUUGAUGGAACUACAGACAUAACAAGGACUGUGCAUUUCAGUGAACCUACAGCACGAGAAAAAGAGUGCUUCACAAGAGUUUUAAAGGGACAUAUAGCUGUUGAUCAGGCAGUAUUCCCUGAAAAUACUCCUGGUUUUGUUUUGGAUGCAUUUGCUCGUUCAUCUCUUUGGAAGACUGGACUUGAUUAUAGACAUGGAACUGGGCAUGGUGUAGGAGCUGCAUUAAAUGUUCAUGAGGGCCCUCAAAGUAUUAGUUUUCGAUAUGGAAAUAUGACUCCUUUGCAGAAAGGCAUGAUUGUUAGCAAUGAACCUGGCUAUUAUGAAGACCAUGCCUUUGGAAUUCGAAUUGAAAAUCUGCUCUCUGUUAAAGAGGUUGAUACACCAAAUCGUUUUGGAGGUAUUGAAUAUCUGGGGUUUGAAAAACUCACAUUUACUCCUAUUCAGGCUAAGUUGAUUGACUUGACUUUGCUUUCUGCGGAUGAGAUAGCUUGGCUUGAUGAUUACCACUCUCAAGUUUGGGAAAAGGUCUCGCCGUUGCUGGAGGGUUCCGCUCUUCAGUGGCUCUGGAACAACACUCGACCAAUCAUCAAGCAGUGAUUAUUCUGUAUCCACGUGUAUGUGCUGCUGUUGAAUCUUCGAUACUGUUAUUAUUUCCAUAUCAUUUAUACAUAUACACGAAAAUGCUACAUUUAACUAUGGGCAAUGAGGAGAAAAGGAAUCUUGUAGCUUGUACAGUACAGUAUGUUGUAAAAAUUUUAUGGUGUGAGAGAGUCGAUUAGUCCAUUCUUUUA
This is a messenger RNA of Humulus lupulus (European hop), 2397 nucleotides long. RefSeq names its product aminopeptidase P2. The transcript has 13 exons. The record is from RefSeq and is a predicted model, not a curated record. Bases 68 to 2203 code for a protein of 711 amino acids. Gene Ontology annotation, molecular function: metalloaminopeptidase activity. Lineage: Eukaryota; Viridiplantae; Streptophyta; Magnoliopsida; Rosales; Cannabaceae.